Molecule: messenger RNA, 1275 nt
Organism: Pseudozyma flocculosa PF-1
Lineage: Eukaryota; Fungi; Basidiomycota; Ustilaginomycetes; Ustilaginales; Ustilaginaceae
Exons: 4
Coding region: 1-1275 (424 amino acids)
Source: RefSeq, a predicted model, not a curated record
AUGCGAGCGACCACCUCGUCGUCGUCCCCGGCCCUCGUCUACGCCCUGGUCGUCGCAUUCCUCCUCUCUUCGACGCUGCUCGACACCUCGUCCGCGCUCGCGUAUAUGCUAAGCGCUUCAUUGGCACGCGCAGCGAGCAGCGAAUUGGUCCACGACACGCCACUGGACCCACCGCUGAUCCAGGAUGCACUGUCCCGCAGCGGCGCCAAGGGUGCUGAACCUCUCCGCCCCGUUGCAGCGACGACAACAACCACAACGACGACUGCGGCAGGCGCCGUGGGGUCAGACUCGUUCCGACUUCCACCGCCGAUUCGACACGUGCGCCCGCUGCGGUCGGCGGGCGCUUCGCCGCUCUCGUCUCCGCGCUUCGCAUCGCCGGCCUCUCCGGCGCAGUCAGACCGCGCGUCGUCGGUGGAGAUGUCGGUCUACCACUCGGCCGCAUCCACACCGCGCUCCGACGAUGUCGGCGAGAGGCAGAGGACACUUCGACAGCCCCUCCUCGCGUCUCCCCGCUCCGAAGAGGGCCAGCGAUCCGAUCGCUUCCGCGCGCUGUCGUUUGCGAUGCCGGAAUCGCCGCAGAAGCAGGUUCAGUCACCUGCGGCCUCGGGCGGAACGAGUGAAGUCAUUCCGUCUCAACGUGCUGCGUAUGCGCAAUCGGAUGGAUCGCCACCGACAACAGCGGCGGCGUCAUCGCAACGGCAGCAACCAAACGGACAAGUCGACACCACCGCCACCACAACUGCAGAGGACGGAACGAAGACGACAGCAGCGGACCGAGGGGACGACGCGGCGGCGACGACGACCGCGGCGACGACGGCGGACAAGACGGAUUCGGGCUGGAUGGGUCUGGGCGUCCCGCGCAAAGCGGCGAUAGGGGCCUACGCCUCGCUCACGGCUUCCGGUGCGGGCGCCCUCGCGCUCACCUACCAGGCCGAGAGCAUCGUACAAAAGUACAAGGAAAGCCGCAUCAAAGAGCACGAUGCGAGGAAAAAGUGCAGGGAUCAAAAGAAGAAUGCUCCUGCUGCUGCUGACCAGGCGGGAGGGGUUAAGAGGCGAGGGCUCAACGAAAAGGCCUUGGCGUGGCUGCUGAUGCUCCCUGCUCCGCCCCCUCUGGGUAUCUCGGCGGGCACGACGCGCAGGGAGGACUACGGCAAGGCAGCUGCGGCAACCGAGGGGCUGUUUGCGGCCGGUCUGGGCGUCGGGAGCGUCGUCUACUCGAUCAAGGCGGCCGAUAGGCUGUACGACAUUUCCCUCUGUGGCGAAAAGGACGAGUGA